This is a messenger RNA of Penicillium brevicompactum, 948 nucleotides long. Its product is annotated as putative short chain dehydrogenase/reductase. Gene Ontology annotation, cellular component: endoplasmic reticulum. The coding region runs from base 1 to 948 and encodes 315 amino acids. The transcript has a single exon. Gene Ontology annotation, molecular function: oxidoreductase activity. Lineage: Eukaryota; Fungi; Ascomycota; Eurotiomycetes; Eurotiales; Aspergillaceae. The record is from RefSeq and is a predicted model, not a curated record.
AUGGCCGACCUGGGCACCUACACGAAACCCCUCGCCUACCUAGGCCUCUUCAGCCUAGCCACAACCGCCUUCAAGUUCACCCGCUCCGCAACAAACUACCUCCGACCCAGCACCCUCGUGAAAACCUACAACCCAACCGGCACCAACUGGGCCCUCGUAACCGGCGCAACAGACGGAAUAGGCUUCGGUUUCGCGCAAGAGCUCUGCGCACGCGGGUUCAACGUCAUUCUACACGGUCGCAAUGCCGAGAAACUCCAACGCCGCCAACGCGAACUCCAAGCCGAAUUCCCCAAUGCGAAGCUGGGAUUCGUGGUGCGCGAUGCGCAGAACAUAACAAAUGACAUUGACGGUGUUGACGAUGAAGUUCGGCGCAUUGUCGGUGCGGAUUCAUUGACGGUGUUGAUCAAUAAUGUCGGUGGGGAGACUAGGCCUUCCACGCUGCUGAAGGAGUAUACCUUUGAAGAUGUGGAUGCGACUGUAUCGCGGAAUGCGACGUUCAUGAUUCAAAUCACGCGUGCGCUUGCGAGACAAUUGGAAGAGAAUUCCCCGGCGCUUGUUAUGAAUGUUUCUUCGGUUGCGGCGUUUGGGUUGCCUUAUAUUACUGCGUAUGGUGCGACGAAGGGCUUUGUGGAUUCGUUUACGAGGUCUUUGCGUGCCGAGUUUGGUGCUGAGGGGAAGGAUGUUAAUGUUAUGGGGUUGAGGGUUGCGGAGGUGAAGACGGCUGGGUAUGAUAUCAAGAGUACUUUGUUUGUUCCUGAGGCGAGAGUGCUGGCGGGUGCUAGUUUGAAUCGGGUUGGGUGUGGAGAUGAGAUUGUGUGGGCUUAUUUCUGGCAUUGGCUGCAGGGGUUGUCUUUUGAUAUCCUGCCACGCUGGAUGAUGCUGAAAUUUGCUGGGAUGAAACUCAAGGCUAUUAGAGCUGAUAUGACAGCGAAGGCGAAGAGUAGCUGA